Bombyx mandarina (wild silkworm) is the source of this 584-nucleotide messenger RNA. RefSeq lists its product as uncharacterized. The record is from RefSeq and is a predicted model, not a curated record. Lineage: Eukaryota; Metazoa; Arthropoda; Insecta; Lepidoptera; Bombycidae.
GUAAUACACAGUAAAAGCCGGUUUUGUUACAGGUCAUAUUAAUUCUAUUGUUAACAAAAGGAUUCUUAUGUAGUUCGGCAUUCCAAUGGCCAAGGAAGUGCAAGGAUAGCAUGAUUUGUAGCGUAAAACCGAAUUGGAUGACAGAAGAUUUGAAAACGAACAUAGAACAAGCCGCCAUCGCACUGAAAUUGAAGAACUCGAAUUCCCGUCCGAUAGUCGUGAAUUUCACUUCGUUUUCGGCAUCUACGCCGAAAAUAAUGCACAAUCCACCGGACUCGAAUUGCGCCUACGAAUCUUGGACCGAACAACCUUUCAUAGUGAAAAAUGAUAAUCACAUAAAAGCUGUUGUUCAAACUGAAUUCUUCAAACAACACAUAAACAUGGUUCAAUGCGCAACAUCACGCACGAGCCCCUCAAGCGAUCCGCUGCAGUGCUUCAGCAACGUGCUAGCUGCAGACGGAUCCAGAUGCGUGACCAAAAACACGGACAUCACCCUCUUGACCUACAAUGUGAAGACGGGGAAGGUUGACUGGACUCCAGUCAGGAUCCCCGUUUGCUGUACCUGUGUAAUUGAACCUUCGUGA